AUGAUUUUAAAAAUAAGUUUCUCUUUGGUCAAACAGACGGAGCAUCGCACUUGCUGCGCUUGCGGCGAGCCUAUUGCCGACCGUUUCUUACUAGAAGUGGGUGGCGGUGCAUGGCAUACUGGGUGCCUUCGAUGUUGCGUGUGCGCAGUGCAGCUAGACCGACACCCCUCGUGCUUCCUCAGGGACAGGCAGGUGUACUGCAAACAAGAUUAUGCGAAGAGUUUUGGCGCAAAGUGUUCCAAGUGCUGCCGAGGUAUCUCCUCAUCAGAUUGGGUGCGAAAGGCCAGGGAGCAGGUGUACCACCUCGCUUGCUUCGCGUGUGACGCGUGCGGGCGCCAGCUCUCCACAGGAGAACAGUUCGCUCUUCACGAGGACCGAGUCCUCUGUAAACCACAUUACUUGGAAACUCUUGAUGGCGGCUCCAUUUCAUCUGAUGAUGGUUGCGAUUCAGAAGGUUACCACAAGAGCAAGGCGAAACGCGUCAGAACCACCUUCACUGAAGAACAGCUGCAAGUUCUUCAGGCAAACUUCCAGUUAGACUCGAACCCUGACGGGCAAGACUUGGAGAGGAUUGCGCAGGUUACCGGGUUGAGCAAGAGGGUCACACAGGUGUGGUUCCAGAACAGCCGGGCCCGUCAGAAGAAGCAUCAACACACUGGCAAAGGCAAACAAAGUCAAGCGAUGUCCCGUGAAACGGACCCGGUGGGGUUUGGCCGGCCUAUCAAUCUUCACCUUACAUAUUCCUUCCAGAACAAGCCGCCCUUUGUGCCGAUAGAUGGCACUUCUUUCACGGAUUCCUCAAUGGAUGAGCUAUCCGAAGACUCUUCGAUACACUGUAUGCAGAGUGAAGUC
Brenthis ino (lesser marbled fritillary) is the source of this 852-nucleotide messenger RNA. NCBI's taxonomy places the organism in Eukaryota, Metazoa, Arthropoda, Insecta, Lepidoptera, Nymphalidae. The record is from the annotation of a GenBank genome assembly.